Messenger RNA from Zea mays, 1452 nucleotides. RefSeq names its product keratin-associated protein 5-4. The record is from RefSeq and is a predicted model, not a curated record. Bases 588 to 1352 code for a protein of 254 amino acids. The transcript is spliced from 3 exons. Lineage: Eukaryota; Viridiplantae; Streptophyta; Magnoliopsida; Poales; Poaceae.
CGAGGGUCUCCGUCCCGCCUUCGCUCGAGCACCACACGCAGCUGCAGCUUACCUCAGCCGCCGGCGGGCAGGGCUGCUGCGGCUCGCGCAGACGCUCCCCCGCCGUCCCCACCUGCCCCCUUCCGCCUCGGCUAGAGCCUACAGCGCCCCUCUCGCCCUGACGGCCCAACCGAGCCGGUUAUAAACACAGCCGUCCGCCGCCACCCUUCCUAUAUCCCAGACUCUCUCUCUCUCUCUCUCAGGCACAUUCCCCUGGCUGGACCCGCGCUAGCUCGCGGCCGCGGCAGCUAGAUAGUAGUAGCUCUCCAGCCCAUAGCUUAGGUCGGUCGCCUUGUUUCGUAGGGUCUGGUUCGGCCGUUGGUCGAUAAGUCGGCGGGCGAUGGGGGAAGCGCCGCAGCCCAAGUCGCCGCCGAGGUACCCGGACCUGUGCGGCCGCCGCCGCCUGCAGCUCGAGGUGCAGAUCCUCAACCGGGAGGUCGGCUUCCUCGAGCGUCAACGAGUUUGUCAGUGCAAAGACCGACCCAAUGAUACCAGUGUAUGAAUUCUUAACUUGAUUCUCUCAUGCCAGGCCAGCAGAACCAUGGCCCAUGGUUCCCCUUAUCAGUGUCUCUUUCUCUCUCUCUCUUUUUUGGCUGACUUUGCUGCUUGCAGAAGCAAAAGGAGACAUGGAUCUUGCAGCUUCUCGCGGUGGAUCAGAUCAAAAUUGCGCACAUGCUUUUCAUGCCUGUGCUGCUGGUGCCACUGCUUGCCGAAGCCCAAUGCGCCAAGCUGCUUCAGCUGUUCUUGUUGCACCUGCCGCGACACGCAGUGCUGUACUCCGAUCUGCCGCUGUUCAAAGACCCCUUCGUGCAGCCCCGGCUGCUGCACCUGCAGCCUUCCCAGCUGCAGCUGCAAGACGCCACCAGGCUGCGGCCAUUGCCGACCCCAGUGCAGCAGCUGCUGCUCUAGUGGUUGCAGCUGCGCGGACUGCCCGUGCUCCUGCUCCUGCCCCCCGUGCUGCAGCUGCCCCGGCUUCUUCUCCUGUGAGGGGUGCUCGGCUGGCUGCCUCGGCGCUCUCAACCGGUGUCUCGGCGGCCUGUCGUCGUGCUGCAGUGAGAUGCGACCUUCCUGCUGCAAGUGCCAGUCGUCGUGCUGCGAGGGGGGUUCGUCCUGCCGCGGCACCGGCACGGGAGCGUGCUGCCGCGGUUCGUGCCUCGGUGCCCCGGCGUCGUCGUGCCCGGAGUGCUCCUGCGGCUGCGUGUGCUCCUGCUCCAGGUGCAAAGGAGGAUGCCGCUGCCCGUCCUGUGGUAGUAAUCCCUGCUGUCCCGGUGGAUGCUUGUGCUAGAUCAGAGUAUUAUAUUACUACUAGCUAGUGUGUCUGUUGCUCUUCUUUUCCUGUUGUGGAUGAUUUGGCGUUUGAUUUGGAUGGAACCUCGCUAGUGCAUAAUAUUCACUGUCAUGAAUUAACUUUGA